This is a messenger RNA of Leptomonas pyrrhocoris, 798 nucleotides long. RefSeq lists its product as hypothetical. Lineage: Eukaryota; Euglenozoa; Kinetoplastea; Trypanosomatida; Trypanosomatidae. The transcript has a single exon. The record is from RefSeq and is a predicted model, not a curated record. Bases 82 to 798 code for a protein of 238 amino acids.
GCGAAGUCAUCAGAAGUGUGCGAGGCGUCCAUAAACAACAACACUACCAAACAGAACGAGAAGAUCAACAGUUGGAAGAAAAUGUCGCACUACAACACGGGCAUCGGCAGUAGCGUGCCGUCCGUGGUUGAUAUGGUGAGCGGCUUUUCGGCCUUCCUUGUCGACUUUGUGCAGGUCGUCCUUGGACAGACUCAAACAAGCUUCCAGGCGGCAUCACCAGAGGACAGUGAUCCUGGUGUGUUUGACCCAGACACGCGCAGCUGGUCAGGCCCGGAAGGUCUGCGCUACCGCGUUGGGCUCUUUCCCAUCCCUAGUGAGCGUCACACACGUGAAAAGACACGCAACAUUAAAAUCUUAAUGGAUAACUGCCGCCGAAUCUGCCUCGCCGACGAGCUUCCCGCGACGAAGGAGGAGAAAAAGUUCUGGUCCGCGUACCGCUUUAUGAAGUAUCAGCUCUUCCUCGCCCCUGCGUGUAUCGUCAUGCCGCCCCUGUACGUCUUUUCGAAGAUAUUUCACGACAAGCUGCACCCGGUGCUGCGGGGACGCAUGAUGCCAAUUAUGGGCGGCAUGAUGCUGGCUGAGUUGUGGGCUGAUGCAACAUAUCCCGGUCACCAACUCUUGUCGACGGCGUUGCGGGCAAAGACGCCGAUGGGGGACGCGGCACGGGCGGAGUGGGUGCGCCUGCAGCCUGUGGAUAUUCCCUUUUACAUAUUCACCGCCUAUCAGUUUCAGCUCAUGUUCAACGCCGUUCCGGACGAUAUACUUUUCGGAGGAGACAUCGCUACGCUGUGCGGGUGA